AUGGCUGAACAAAGCAAUAGCAUCUCUCAUACAAAUAAUUAUCUAAAGAAUCUGUCACAGAAGAAAUAUGCUUGGAUGGAAGAAGCAGUAGCUUCUUUUACGCCUAAACCAGUAACAGAUACAAAACCCAAGAGUCCAACAGAAUCACGCAAAGGAAACAGAAAGGGUAAAAAACGAUCAUUGUCUCCUUCACUAGACCAAGAUAGCCAUCUAUCGCCAAAGAAAUCAAGGCCACAAACACCUAAACAAUCAACAACCCCACCGAAGCAAACAACAACGUCUCUACAGUCAAAAUCCCCAGGGCCCGAAGACCAACCACUACCUACUGCUACUACUAUUACUAUUACUACUACUGCCACUAAAGAAGAACCACGUAAGAAACAUAAGCAACCUCGCUUCAAGUACACAAAUUUCCCAGUCAAGGGCUACAACAUUCUUCCAACACGUAAUAUCACAAGCAGCUUUGCGAAAACAGAUGCAAGUUUUAUACCAGGAAACAAGGCAGGUGCAGAAGACAUUGUCCCCAAUGCAACUGAAGAAUGGAGAGACAUCAUCAUAAUUCAUCCUGGAUCGCGCAACUUACGCAUCGGCUUAGCUUCUGAGGCAUUUCCAAUCACUGUACCACAUGUCAUUGCUCGACGAAUGAAUACAAAUCUUCCUGUCGACACAGAACAGGAUACAGAAUUGACAGAAAAACAAGAAGAAGCUUUGAACGAGAUAAAGAGCGAGCUCAAGUGGCGCAUGAAGAAUGCUAAACGACGAGCCGUUCCUAACGCAGAAGGGCAGGUUGUGGGUUUCAAUACGAAUGCACCACGAGAAACAAUUUUGGACCAUAAUGAUCCUUAUAAAGUAGAAUGGACAGAUGUAGAAAAUAGCAAUAGACCUGAAUAUUUUAUAGGAGAAAAGGCAAUUCAUUUCCCAGUUUCUGAGGAUUCUGAAUAUCGUAUAUUUUAUCCCUGGAGACAUGGUUCUCUGAAUGAGGCAGAUUAUAGUUCCUUGAAUGCUGUUCUAGGCGAUCUUGAAGCCAUUUGGGCCAAUGUUAUCCAAAGUGAGCUAGAGAUUGAAAAAUCCGACUUUAAGAACUAUAAUAUCGUCUUGGUUGUUCCUGACUUAUUCAAUCGCAGCUAUCUUUGUGAGCUUGUCACCAUGCUAUUGACACACAUGAAAUUCAAGGCAGUUAUUGUUCAGCAAGAAUCAGCAUGCGCGACUUAUGGAGCAGGCUUAUCAACAGCUGUGGUUGUUGAUAUUGGAGCACAACGUACAAAUAUUGCUUGUGUGGAAGAUGGCGUCUGUCAAGUGGAUUCACGCAUGUCAAUAGCGAUGGGUGGGGAUGAUGUGACAAAGACGUUUGCUUCCUUUUUAAGAGUCAAUAAGUUUCCCUAUACAGACAUCAACCUUGCCUUACCGUUUGACUGGAGACUAGCUGAAGAGCUGAAGGAGAAAUGGUGCACGAUGAACGAGGCGGAGGUGAGCAUUCAAGUUUAUGAUUUCUUCGUUCGCACUCCCUUUCAGCAAACAACUAAGUAUCAGUGCAAAGUAUAUGAGGAAGUAUUCUUGGCACCCCUUUGCUUAGUCUAUACGGACAUACUGCAGCCAAAGACGAAGAAGACUGUAGAAUGGGCAAGCAAGAAUGUGACAGAUGAUGUUACGGAAGAUUCAAAUGUGAGUAGUAUUGUCAAGAAUCUAAUGGAUCCUUAUCCUAUUGACACUGCUAUUGCUGAAUCAAUUUAUGCCGCUUCUAAUGGAUCAGAAGAAAAGUUAAAGCGUUAUUUUUCAAGUAUUAUUCUUGUUGGUGGUGGUGGCAAGAUUGUUAACUUUAGCAAAGUCUUGGAAGACAGAAUCCUUUCUACCGUAAUUGCUCAGCAGUCAUUUAUAGAGCGUGUGGAGGUUCUGCCUGCACCACGUGAACUAGACCCAGAAGUGAUUGUCUGGAAGGGUGCUACGGUUAUGAGCAAAUUGGAUUCAGCUAAAGAAAUGUGGAUUGGAACUAAAGAAUGGGAAGAAGUAGGCGCAAGAUGUUUAAAAGAUAGAGCACUAUUGCUAUAA
Rhizopus microsporus ATCC 52813 is the source of this 2046-nucleotide messenger RNA. RefSeq names its product actin-like ATPase domain-containing protein. The coding region runs from base 1 to 2046 and encodes 681 amino acids. The record is from RefSeq and is a predicted model, not a curated record. NCBI's taxonomy places the organism in Eukaryota, Fungi, Mucoromycota, Mucoromycetes, Mucorales, Rhizopodaceae. Gene Ontology annotation, biological process: regulation of DNA-templated transcription; double-strand break repair. Gene Ontology annotation, cellular component: Ino80 complex. The transcript has 6 exons.